Schistosoma curassoni is the source of this 1285-nucleotide messenger RNA. Lineage: Eukaryota; Metazoa; Platyhelminthes; Trematoda; Strigeidida; Schistosomatidae. The record is from the annotation of a GenBank genome assembly.
UCCACAGUUAAUUGAUCAAAUAACUGUGUAUUCAUAUUUAUUGUUCCAUUUAUUUUUCCACAUAGAUUAAUUGAAUAUUCAAUAUGGAGUAAGUGGUUAAUUUUUACUUUCCUAUAAUACUUUGUUUCACCUGACACCAAAAAUUGAUAUCCUUAUGAACUUAAAAAAACAUUAUUAAAAACGUAAAUAAUUUUAAAUUUAUUCAGAGUUGUUCCAUAUCAUGAAAUGGUGACUUCCGCAAAUGUAACCUUUACACAAUUGACAACGUUCAUAUACUUAAUCUAUUGUGACUAGUUAUUGUUCAUUUGAAAAAUACAUUAAACUAAAAUGUCUGCUAUCAACAUGGUUUACCUAAUAAAUAUUUUACCCUGUGCAUAGACUGUUAAUAUGCGGAAGCAUUGUCGCAUUGUUACUUUGGUUCUUGAAGCUAUUCAUUGAAAGUGUCUGUUUUUCAAACACAUUCUGAGCCAAAUAACAGGUCUUGUACAUGGCGCUAUUGACUCCUCAUGUUCACCCAAGCUGGUAAUGUCAUUUCUGGUUCCUCAAACUUUACUGACCAACAAAAUGCACGUCAAAUAUUUUAGAUAGUAAGAACGUCGCUCAGGUAUACUGAAAACUCAAUAGACCUAUAAAAGUAUGGAUGAGUUUUAAAAUAUCGCAUUACGUAUACCUUUAGAUAUUCACUGCUUACUUUUACUGCACUGUGGUCGCUAAAAUGAACUUUUAAGCAAAAAUUUAAACCAUGAAGAAACAAUAAUUAUUUAAUCACAAAACGCUCUUCAAAAGCUAUUUUUUACUCCGAUAGAUUCACUACCACAAGUUAACAUAUAUGUGAGAUAUACAAAAAAUAUCAGAUUUGACUUAGCAGUUGCUGAAACUUGUCUAAGAGUUAUCACCAUUCAAUAUUAAUAAGUUAAAAAAAUGGAUACGAAACUGUUUACUACUUGCUCAUUAUUUUUAAUAAUCCACUGAUACAACUGUAGUAAAAACCACCGUCAGAAUUUCAUAUAAAACAACUGACAUUAAUUUAAUAUGAAUAUAAUUUUCCUUUAAUUUCUGUUUUAUUAGAGAAUUGGAAGUCAAAGAGAUGUUCUGUAUGAUUGAUAAGAAACAACGUGGUAGAAUCACUUGUAAACAAUUAAGAAAAUUUCUAAGGAGACAUGACGCUAAAUUCAGUAAGAAAUCUGUAAGAAAUUACGUCAAGUCAAUAGACAGUGAUGGGGAUGGUAAAUUGACAUUGGAUGACUUUAUGAGAGCGCUUACCAAAUGUGAUCAUACAAAAUAA